Notolabrus celidotus (New Zealand spotty) is the source of this 1865-nucleotide messenger RNA. RefSeq names its product mucin-22-like. The record is from RefSeq and is a predicted model, not a curated record. Bases 5 to 1858 code for a protein of 617 amino acids. The transcript is spliced from 4 exons. NCBI's taxonomy places the organism in Eukaryota, Metazoa, Chordata, Actinopteri, Labriformes, Labridae.
UCAAAUGAGUACAACAACUCGUAACAGUACUGCUGCUACACCAACAGAUGGCAUCACAACCUCAGCAUCCACAAUUCCGGUCGCUACAACUUCUAGCUCAACUGGAAGCACUGCAAUAUCUACGCUGGAUGGAGACGGCAGAACUCCAGCAUCCGCAGUCUCUGCUGCUACAGCAACCAGUCAAAUGAGUACAACAAGAAAUAGCAGGAGAGCCACUACACCACCAGAUAGCCUCAUAACAUCAGCAUCUACAGUUCCUGAUACUACAACAACGAGCGCAACUGGAAGCACUGCAAUAUCAACUCUGGAAGGAGACAGCACAACUUUAGCGACCACAAUCUCUGCUGCUAAAGCAACCAGUCAAAUGAGUACAACAACUAGUAGCAGUACUGCACCUACACCACCAGAUGGACUCACAACCUCAGCAUCUACAGUUCCUGAUAUUAGAACAACCAGCUCAACUGGAAGCACUGCAAUAUCUACGCCGGAAGGAGACAGCACAACUUCAACAUCCACAGUCUCUGCUGUGACAGCAACCAGUCAAAUGAGAACAAGUAACAGCAGUACAGCACCUACGACACCAGAUGGCCUCAAAACCUCAGCAUCCAAAGUUUCUGAUACUAGAACAACCAACUCAACGGGAAGCACUGCAAUAUCUACACUGGUAGGAGACAGCAGAACUUCAACAUCCACAGUCUCUGCUGUUACAGCAACCAGUCAAAUGAGUACAAGUAAAAGCAGCACUGCACCUACAACAUCAGAUGGCCUCACAGCCUCAGCAUCCACCGUUACUGAUACUAUAACAACCAGCUCAACUGGUAGCACUGCAAUAUCAACUCUGGAAGGAGACAGCACAACUUCAGCAACCACAAUCUCUGCUGCUAAAGCAACCAGUCAAAUGAGUCCAACAAUUAGUAGCAGUACUGCUGCUACACUACCAGAUGGCAUCCCAACCUCAGUAUCCACAGUUUCUGACACUACAACAUCAAGCUCAACAGGAAGCACUGCAAUAUCUACUCUGGAAGGAGACGGCACAACUUCAGUGACCACAGUGUCAGCUGUUACAGAAACCAGCCAAAUGCGUACAAAUAAUAGCAGUACUGCACCUACACCACCAGAUGGACUCACAACCUCAGCAUCUACAGUUCCUGAUACUAGAACAACCAGCUCAACUGGAAGCACUGCAAUAUCUAUGCCGGAAGGAGACAGCACAUCUUCAACAUCCACAGUCUCUGCUGUUACAGCAACCAGUCAAAUGAGUACAACAAGUAAAAGCAGCACUGCACCUACAACAUCAGAUGGCCUCACAGCCUCAGCAUCCACCGUUACUGAUGCUAUAACAACCAGCUCAACUGGUAGCACUGCAAUAUCAACUCUGGAAGGAGACAGCACAACUUCAGCAACCACAGUCUCUGCUGUUACAGCAACCAGUCAAAUGAUUACAAGAAAUAGCAGUACUGCAACUACACUACCAGAUGGCCUAACAACCUCAGCAAUCACAUUUUCUGACACUGCAACAUCCAGCUCAAUGGGGAGCACAGCAAUAUCUACGCCAGUAGGAGACAGCACAACUUCAAUGUCCACAGUCUCCGCUGUUGCAGCAACCAGUCAAAUGAGUACAAGUAAUGGCAGUACUGCGACUACACCACCAGAUGGCCUCACAAUCUCAGUAUCCUCAGUCUCUACUUCAACAGAUACUCAAAUGGUGACUACAUACCUUAAAGUUUCUGCUUUAUCCAGUAAGAAUGAGGAAGAAGAGGUGAUUUUAGAGGCUAUAUCUAAAUUUGUAUCCCAGGUCCUUCUCCAGCAGAACUGUGAGGGCUGCACUACGACUAUCAAACUUAUUAAGCCAACCUGAAAGACGA